AUGAGUCCUUCCCUCUGUGAGUCUCUCAGUCUCCACAGUAUGAGUCCUUCCCUCUGUGAGUCUCUCAGUCUGCACAGUAUGAGUCCUUCCCUCUGUGAGUCUCUCAGUCUGCACAGUAUGAGUCCUUCCCUCUGUGAGUCUCUCAGUCUGCACAGUAUGAGUCCUUCCCUCUGUGAGUCUCUCAGUCUGCACAGUAUGAGUCCUUCCCUCUGUGAGUCUCUCAGUCUGCACAGUAUGAGUCCUUCCCUCUGUGAGUCUCUCAGUCUGCACAGUAUGAGUCCUUCCCUCUGUGAGUCUCUCAGUCUGCACAGUAUGAGUCCUUCCCUCUGUGAGUCUCUCAGUCUGCACAGUAUGAGUCCUUCCCUCUGUGAGUCUCUCAGUCUGCACAGUAUGAGUCCUUCCCUCUGUGAGUCUCUCAGUCUGCACAGUAUGAGUCCUUCCCUCUGUGAGUCUCAGUCUGCACAGUAUGAGUCCUUCCCUCUUCUGCACAGUAUGAGUCCUUCCCUCUGUGAGUCUCUCAGUCUCCACAGUAUGAGUCCUUCCCUCUGUGAGUCUCUCAGUCUGCACAGUAUGAGUCCUUCCCUCUGUGAGUCUCUCAGUCUGCACAGUAUGAGUCCUUCCCUCUGUGAGUCUCUCAGUCUGCACAGUAUGAGUCCUUCCCUCUGUGAGUCUCAGUCUGCACAGUAUGAGUCCUUCCCUCU
Salmo salar (Atlantic salmon) is the source of this 701-nucleotide messenger RNA. The record is from RefSeq and is a predicted model, not a curated record. NCBI's taxonomy places the organism in Eukaryota, Metazoa, Chordata, Actinopteri, Salmoniformes, Salmonidae.